Molecule: messenger RNA, 1620 nt
Organism: Biomphalaria glabrata
Lineage: Eukaryota; Metazoa; Mollusca; Gastropoda; Planorbidae
Product: group XIIA secretory phospholipase A2-like
Exons: 5
Coding region: 170-730 (186 amino acids)
Biological process (GO): arachidonate secretion; lipid catabolic process; phospholipid metabolic process
Cellular component (GO): extracellular region
Molecular function (GO): A2-type glycerophospholipase activity; calcium ion binding
Source: RefSeq, a predicted model, not a curated record
AUAUGAUGAUAGCGUAGAUUGUAUUUAUUUAGAAUUUUAGCCAUUCGUGAUUUUAAAAAGUAUUUUGUUUUUGUGAAAGGCUUCUCAGCCUUCUGCAACAAAUAGACAAAAAAAUUUUGAAGAACAAGACAUUUUAAAAGCAAAGCAUCUCUUAUAAACUCUAAUUCAAAUGAAAUCCUUUGUCAUUCUUGGCUAUACUGGAAUGACUCCACUAUAUUUCAUUAUAAGUAUGCUGUACAUAAAUAAUGUAACAGCAACAAGUAAAGACACUAUAUCAAAGUCAAUGAGUGACAUAUUAGGAUCCUUACAGAAUUUAGUUGGAACAGUGAAAGACUAUAUUGGUGAUGAACAAGGUUGUGUAUUUCAAUGCCCAAAAGGUCUUAAGCCCUAUGAAAAUAAAAGUCAUGUCAAAUCAUCAAAUGGAUGUGGUUCAUUUGGCUUUAAGCUAGAGUCUCACAUCAGAAUCAAAGAAAUGACCAAGUGCUGUGAUGAACAUGAUUACUGCUAUGACACAUGUAAUAAAUCAAAAGAAAAAUGUGAUGGCAAAUUUAAAAAAUGUUUAGCAGAUAUAUGUAAAAAUAUUAAAGGUCACCUGUCAAAAGAAGCAUAUGAAGGCUGCCACAAUGGUGUUGACAUGAUCUAUGCUGCAACUGUUGCUCUUGGCUGUAAACCAUAUAGAGAUGCACAAGCUAAAGCAUGCAUUUGUUUAAAACGUCAUUCCGAUUUAUAACCUAAGAAAAGGCUUUAAAUUACAUAAUUAUUUGAAAAUAAAAUUUUAAAAAGUAAUCUCAUUUUAAUUUUAAAGUUGAAUUAUUUUGAAAAAAUUAUCAGAAUAUGUGGAGCCAAGUCUGAAAAAAAAUAGAUAUCAACCCUACAUACUAGUCAAAGAUGUUAUAUAUAAGAUAAAAGUAAAUCAUAUUUAGCUAAGAAUAUCGCUUUUUAAAAACAUCUGAAUAUUUUAAAUAAGAAAAACAUUUAAUUUUAUUGUUAUUUGAGUGUGAAAAUUGUGUUGCUUUAAAGUGUAUAUAAGAAUUCCAUGCUAUUUAUUGAGUUAAUGUUUUUACUUUGUUUGAAAAAGAAGAAUCGUUGAAAUGCAAUUGGUUAUUUAUGUGUUUAUUUUUUUAUUCAUUUCUUACAUGGUAUUAUAUUUCGGAAACUUGUCUAAUGAAAACCAACAACAUUGUAAUUCUUUCUUUCUUAAUUAAUUAUUAUUAUUUUUUUCCUAUUAAGUUAAUUACUUCAUUACUAUGUUCAGCUGAUCAUGUAAACCAAAUAUCUGAUUAUAUUUAUACUGCUUUUUCAUUAACCUCUUAUUUGCUUGUCAUUUUCAAACUAAGCUAAUAAUGUGUAAUUCUUUAUUUCUUAAACAACUGUUAGUGUAUUACAUUUUUUUUUUCAAUUAAUCUAAUUACUUCAUUACUAUGUUCAGCUUAUCAUCUUAACCAAAAAUCUGAUUAUAUAAAUACUGCUGUUUUGUUAACCACUUAUGUAAAUGCUUGUGUUAUAUUCGAACUAAGCUAAUAAUGUGUUGUCAUUACUUAAUUGCAUACAUUCCGAGACACAAAAUAGUAAAAUCUAGACUGUAAUAACAAAAUAAAAGUUUGUUUUCAGUCCAAGAAA